Messenger RNA from Coregonus clupeaformis (lake whitefish), 4742 nucleotides. Its product is annotated as anoctamin-8. Gene Ontology annotation, molecular function: chloride channel activity. Gene Ontology annotation, cellular component: plasma membrane. Gene Ontology annotation, biological process: chloride transmembrane transport. The record is from RefSeq and is a predicted model, not a curated record. The coding region runs from base 64 to 3303 and encodes 1079 amino acids. The transcript has 17 exons. Lineage: Eukaryota; Metazoa; Chordata; Actinopteri; Salmoniformes; Salmonidae.
UUCCAUAGUUGCAGCCCUGUCUUUUCAGAACAUCACCCGCACUGAACUGUGAAUUAAUGCGCCAUGAUCGUGACGAUUGGAGCACCUGAUCCCGCCGCUUCUGUAAACAGCACCGCGGACGGCGACAGGGUAGGGGAGAGGAUGGAGAAGACGGUGCCCACUGAAGACGACAAGAGAACUAAGCAAGAACAGACAUAUUCAAUGUCGUUCGGUGUCCUGGAUAAAUUGUUUGGGAAACGCCUCUCGCAGGCCAGACAGUACAUCAUGUCCCAUAAAUCCUGGCUGAAAAUGGUGCCCACGGAAGACUGUGAUAUACUAAUGACAUUCUCAGACACCAUAGACGACCACACCUUGCUAUGGCUGCUGAACCAUAUCCGACUGGGAAUCCCACAAGUUACAAUCCAGAUCCGACAGCAUCAACACACACGGGGCUAUGCAUUCUUCAUUACAACCACAUUUGAGAACUUGCUGCGUGGUGCAGAGCUGACGGGGAUGUGCAAAGUGGUCAAACCACAGUAUGGAGGUGGAACACGUAGGUUUUCCUGUGAAGAGGAUAAUAUCUACGAGAACAUAGAGAGCGAGCUGUGCUUUUUCACCUCACAGGAGCGUCAGAGCAUCAUCAAGUACUGGCUGGACAACCUGCGAGCCAAACAAGGGGAAGUCCUUCACAACUUCUACUUCCUUGAGGGACAACCAAUCAUUCCAGAGCUGAUGGCCAGAGGAGUAAUCUAUCAAGUGUUUCCUCUACACGAGCAACGGAUCCUCAGUCAGCUGAUGACGUCAUGGGUCCAAGCUGUCUGUGAGAGACAGCCUUUGGAUGACGUCUGUGAUUACUUUGGGGUGAAGAUUGGCAUGUACUUUGCCUGGCUGGGUUUCUACACCAACUCCAUGCUGUACCCUGCAGUCAUCGGCUUCCUACUGUGGAUCCUGGCUGAGGCUGACCAGACCAGCCAGGACAUCUGCUGUGUGGUGUUUGCCCUCUUCAACGUGGUGUGGGCGACACUCUUCCUAGAGAGGUGGAAGCGGAGAGAGGCCGAGCUAGCAUACAGGUGGGGGACACUGGAUAUCCCUGCCGAGUCCCUUGAAGAUCCUAGACCCCAGUUUCGGGGUGUAAAGCGGUGUAGCCCCAUAACAGGCUGUGAGGAGUUUUACUACCCACCCUGGAAGAGGACGAUGUUCAGGUGGAUGGUCAGCCUCCCCAUCUGUCUCCUCUGUCUCUGCUUUGUCUUCCUGGCCAUGCUCGUCUGUCUGGAGAUGCAGGAGUUUGUGAUGGAAAUUAAGGAGUUACCCAGUAUCACAAGAUUCAUUCCAAAAAUUUUGCUGGCCAUCGUUGUGACUGUGUGUGGUGAGGUGUAUAGGAAGAUCGCCCAUUGGCUCAAUGAUAUGGAGAACUACAGACUUCAGAGUGCCUAUGAGAAUAAUCUCAUCAUUAAAAUGUUUUUUUUUGAGUUUAUAAAUUCUUACCUUAGCCUUUUCUACAUCGGAUUCUACCUCAAGGACAUGGAGCGACUAAAGGAGAUGCUAGCCACUCUCCUGAUCUUCCGCCAGUUCCUCCAGAACAUCAAGGAGGUGCUCCAGCCUUAUCUGUACGAGCACCACAAACUAGGAGUAUUUACCCCCAAGGUCGUGUGGGAGGUUCUCCAGGCCAUAGUGAUCAAGUACAGCCGCCUGGCUCUAGGAAAGGCCCAGGCUUCAUGGACUAUCCAGUCCCUGCUAGGCCCCAAAGGCAUUGUCACACAUCCUGUGAAUGGACAGACAGAACAGAACAAGAGAGGAGAUCUAAAGGCUGGCUACAGGUUCACAGAGGAAGAGUGGGACAUAAAUGACACACUGAGGCAGCGGAAGAUUAGCUUCAAUGAGAAGGUGGAUGUUGCUAGGGACGUUGCCAUGGCGACCCAGCCUGAGGACAGCUUCCCCGAGGACAGUCCCACGAUGGUGGAGGAGGGCAUGGAUCCUUCCAGCAUCUUUGAGAUAGGUGAUGAUGACAGUGACUAUGAGUCCUCUGAGACCAAGGAGACCAAGGAGACUAGUGUCUCCCCACCAACUGAGUAUGACACGGUAGUAUGCCAGAGACUGAAAAGUCCAAUCCCAGAGAAAGAGUCCACAAAGUCCUGGAUUGACCCGCCUGAGGAGCCUAAGUCUGUCAUCAUCACCCAAGCGGAGAUCGAGAGCUGCAUGCAGACAUAUGAGGACACCCUGCAGGACUACCAGGAGAUGUUCAUCCAGUUUGGCUAUGUCGUGCUCUUCUCCUCUGCCUUCCCAUUGGCUGCCAUGUGUGCCCUCAUCAACAACAUUAUCGAGAUCCGGAGUGACGCCUUGAAGCUCUGUACUGGCCUGCAGAGGCCCUUUGGCCAGAGGGUGGAGAGCAUCGGACAGUGGCAGACUGCAAUGGAGGUCAUGGGCUUGAUAGCCAUCAUGGUGAACUGUUAUCUCAUUGGCCAGUGUGGUCAGCUGCAGCGUCUCUUCCCCUGGCUGAGCCCAGAGAUGGUCAUCAUCUCCAUUGUGGUACUGGAGCAUUUUGCCAUCCUCCUCAAAUACGUCAUCCACGUGGCCAUCCCUGAUAUCCCUGGAUGGGUCGCAGACGAGAUGGCCAAACUAGAGUACCGUAGAAGGGAGGCUUUUAAGAAGCAUGAGCAUCAGGCCCAGCAGCACUUCCAGCAGCAGCUGAGGAGGCGGCGUGAGGAGGAGCUGCAGCGUCAGGCGGAGCUCCAGGCUGAGGCCCGGCAGGAGAGCGAGUACCACAAGGCCGACCACCAGCACCAGCACCACCACGACAAGACCCAGGGCAAGCCUGGGGACAAGCCCAAGAGACCCAGCUCUCUGCUGGGCAACAACAACGUGAUGAAGCUCAAGCAGAUCUUCCCCCAGCAAGGAAAGUUCUCUACGGGCACGGCCCGAUCCCCUCAGUCCCCAACCGGGGCAGAAGCAAAACUACCAGGUUUCCUCAGCUUCAAGUUCCGAAAGUCUCCGGAGUUGAAGAAGGAGCCGUUGUCAGUAACACCAGCACCGGGGACAGUGGUGACGGCUGCUUCCGUGAACCAGGAGAGGUCCCAAUCCCCCAGCAGGACCUUCAGCCCAGGGAAGCUGUUCAGCUUCAGCAGGUCAGAGGGCGCAGUGGUGUGUGCGAACGGGGCUCAACCGUCCAAACUAGGUGAUGCUGGCCCCCAGGCCACUCUUAACACUCAGCCCACCAGGCAGGACCUGAACACAACUCCGUCAGGCGAGGUGCUACCCUUGUCUGACAGCGAGAAGGGAGAAACGAGACAAUCUAGCGAUACUGACAACUCUGGCUCCAAGUGUUAAUCCUUAAUCAUGGCAACAUUGAAAAUGUAAGAAAGGGAUGCAGAGUACGAUAAAUUGUUAUCCUUGUUAAAAUGUCACCAUGUUAGAUGCAGAGUACGAUAAAUUGUUAUCCUUGUUAAAAUGUCACCAUGUUAGAUGCAGAGUAUGAUAAAUUGUUAUCCUUGUUAAAAUGUCACCAUGUUAGAUGCACUUCCUGUAGGUCAUCCUGAACAAGCUAAAUGAUGAAAUGUAAGGUCAGAAUGCAGCAUGUUUUGGGAUAAUUCUCCACAAUCCAAAUGACAGUAAAUAUAGGCUAUAUCUGUUCUAUAUACUGACUGUAUAAGUGGAUACUAUGUACAAAUUGUAACAGUUUACCCCCUUGAAUGAAGCCCAAGUUCCGUAAUUAAAUAGUUAUAAGACUGCAUGACUUGUGGUUCUGAUAAUCAUAAAGCAUUCCUGUUAGAUCUGGAUGGCAGUUUCCAUUAAAGAUUUUGUCAAUCCAUUAAUCAGAUUUGAUGUCUUAAAAGCAUGGCACAUCAUCUGCAUACCUGAAAUAAAUGUAUUCAGUUAUUCAGCACCUUACAAGCCAUCUUAUAUUCCUGCAAUAGUACAGAAUAAGUACAUUCACUGUGACUGUGAGAGAUAUUCUAUUUUUCUUAACUUUGUUUUUCUAUGAAUUAUUUUAUUACAUGAAGUAGUGAAUGUACCUCAAUGAUGCAAAACGCACUUCAAUAAACUUCAUCAUGAGACCACAGAAAAUGUAAUGCAUCACGUUUUUAACACAUUUCAUUGAGUGAGUUACCAUGCCAACUUUAUCACGUAGCCUGCCUAUUCUUGCCGUCUGUAUUUAUAUUCAUUUACUAGCCACCUUUGCGUGUAAACAAAAUAUGUUUUGGUGAAUUCCAAUAUUAUAAGAAGGAAACACAAACCUCAUGGAGGCUCAGUAGACAGUAGAAACAAACGUUCAACAGCAAAUUGACACAAUACCCAGAUCACUUUAUUGAGACGAAUGAUCCAAAGUAUUAAACCCAAAUUGAAACAUAAAAUACUCUUAAAAGCACAUCUUUGCAGAGGAUCAUUGCCAUAUGAGAUCAAGGUGCUGUUUUUUUAGCUUGCUGCAGUUGGUUUUAAAGAGAAACACUCAACAAACGUUUGCCCAUUGGACAAAUAUAUGUAAAGAAGUCAAUGGUGAAAAUAUGACCUCAAAAUUGCAGGAGUAAGGUCCCCAGACAAGUGCUUUUAUAUGGCAUGGCCCCACAUUCACACAGUUUAAAUCACAGCACACAAUGUCUAUACAGGUCAUCACACCGUUUACUGUUGAGAACUGAAUGACAAAACACUUGUCUACCUGUGGAAAGAACUCUCAACAUUAACACAUGUAGACAGCUACAGUGCCUUGCAAAAGUAUUCAUCCCCCUUGGCGUUUUACCUAUUUUGUUGCAUUACAACCUGUAAUUUAU